AUGAUGCCGCGGGUGGAGGCGCUCGCCGCCGACCGCGCGCGGCUGGAGGCCGUCAACGCGCUGCAGCACGAGUCCUGGCCCCUGGGAGGCCCGCGACGUUCGCCUCCAGUGGCGCCUCCUCAAGGUUGCUACCGGACUGCUACCCUUGUCUGCUGCACUGAAUAUAGAACACCUAAUUCCCUAAAGAGUGAAAAUGAGGAUCUAAAGAUUUUAUACAAGUGUGAGCUGGAAAACGAGGAGCUUAAGAUAAGAGCCAACGACCGGGAGGAGGAGGAGGACGCACGGCAGCGUCAGAAUCAGCGCGUCGGAUCCGGCCGAGGCUUACGUCGACACGGAUGCGGAGGCUCUAGCUGCAGCCGCCGCGCUCUAUGCCCCGCCCCUGCUCGCCGAGCCCUGCCUCUCUGGAUCUCCAGCAAUGGAGGUCGCUUCUGGCAUGUUCCGCAAGUUCAAAACGAAGAAGAUCUCUGUUUGCACAGCCCUUCAGGGGAACAAAUGGAUUUCUGCACUCCGUUAGGUCAACACCACCGAGUUAGUUCAUGAAUCCAUCAAAUUAUGGUUGUUGAUCAGAGAGGUGCAAAUACCACAGGCCAAGAUGUCGUCUCCUGGUGUUGGACAACAGAUGGAAUGUAUAUGACGCGCUCAACCUACAAGGCAAUGUUCUGGGGCUCUUACUCGAGCACUUGCUCUCGAACUUUCUGGAAGGCUUUGGCUGAAAACAAAGUAAAAAAUUUCUGUUGACACCUGUCGCUUGGGAGGAUUCUGACCGCGGACAAGCUGAUCCAGAGAGGAUGGCAAGGAAGCGAGAUUUGUUCGAUGUGCAGUUCACAGGAGGAGUCAGUGGAGCAUCUUCUUCUGAACUGUUAUUUUGCUCGCCAAGUUUGGAGGAGGAUCGCGGCUUGGUCUUGUUUCGAUUCGAGACAUUAUGACGUGAAGAUGGCCUCCGGGAGGGCACGGUGUACUCCUGGUGGCUGGAGCGAGCCUGCCAAAUCCUUACGACCAACCAGCGAAAGUUUGAUGGGACUGUUGCUUACACAAAAGAAACUUUUCAAAGAAAGCUCUUCAAAAAUGUUCUUCUUCAAA
Triticum aestivum (bread wheat) is the source of this 1080-nucleotide messenger RNA. RefSeq lists its product as uncharacterized. Bases 1 to 540 code for a protein of 179 amino acids. The transcript is spliced from 4 exons. NCBI's taxonomy places the organism in Eukaryota, Viridiplantae, Streptophyta, Magnoliopsida, Poales, Poaceae. The record is from RefSeq and is a predicted model, not a curated record.